AGGAGGGCAUGGCAACCCAACUCCAGUAUUCUUGCCUAGAGAAUCCCCAUGGACAGAGGAGCCUGGUGGGCUCGAGUCCAUGGGGUCGCAGAGAGUCGGACAGGAAUAAGUGACUACGCACAACUUUCUAAUUCAGCUUCUUAUGGAAAUCAAAGGAGGGAUGACAUUUCUGAGGUGUCCAUCACGUCAUGGGUGAUCCUAGGAAAAAAAAAAAAAAAGGAACCACUGGCCGGGGCUGCUUCCAAACAAAAUUAAAAUUCUCAAGAGACAAUUUCUAGCCGCCUAGCGGAUGGCGACAGCAGGACGUCCGAGUAUCCGAGGAUAAAACGAAGGAUGCGUUAACAGUUCGGAAACAAGGGCUCGCGGCUGUGAAUUCUAACCAAAGCAUCGUUUACCCGCCUAUUUCCUGACCGCACGCCUUGAGAGAAUCCCUUCCUCCCCGCCCCCUCCCUUUCGGAUCCCGUCAGGCGGGAGGCUUCCAGCAAGUCGACAAGUCAUCCCUAGGUCCUGAAUUCUACAGGGGGCAUUUGGGAAAACGUCACUUUUGAAUUCUCCUUGUUCCAGUGGUCCAGCUUGUAGUUAAAGUCGCGCGCCUGGAGAGGAAAGCCAGGGACCACAGAGACGUGCGCCGUGGCUUCCUAGAGAGGAAGUUCGCGAUACUUGGGUGCCACGGCCGACAUAGUGACGCACUUCUGCUCACACCACAUAUUGCCCUUUUCCUGAGCCCCUGCCCUUCAUUGAGAGAGAGCUCAAUAAUGGCUGUCAUGCCCCUGAAAGUCUGGCACCAGGAGGUGGUGACCUUUGAGGAUGUGGCUGUUUACUUCACCCGGACAGAAUGGGCUGGCCUUUCUCCUGCACAGAGGGCCCUGUACAGAAGUGUGAUGCUGGAGAUCUAUGGGAACUUGACAUCCUUGGGAUACCCAGUUCCCAAACCUGCGUUAAUCUCACUUCUAGAGAGAGGGGAUUUGCCUGUGGGCCUGGAGACACAGGAUAAUCCUCCUGCACAGGGUACCAGAGACAUCUAUAAAAGUGCCAGGACCCACAUGGACAGUGAGUUAACAACAACAUGGGGAAUUUCUGAAGAAAGAGACUUGAUGAUGUCACAUGGGCCACAGAAGAAUGUUCUUAACAAAAGCAGCUUCCUAGAAACAUGUGAACUGGAGCAACACCAGGAAAUCCCCACAGUGAAAAAUAUUAGAGGAAAGGUUCUAAGAAUCCACUAUAAUAGGAAACCCUUCAGAUGUGAGGAGUGUGGGAAAUGCUUCAGCUAUUUUUCUUACUAUGUUAGGCAUCAAAGAAUCCACACUGGGGAGAAACCCUUUGAGUGUAAUGAGUGUGGAAAAGCCUUUAAUGGCAAUUCUUCAUUAAUUCGACAUCAGAGAAUCCACACUGGUGAGAAACCCUAUCAGUGUGAAGAGUGUGGGAGAGCCUUUAAUGAUAAUGCAAAUCUGAUCAGGCAUCAGAGAAUCCACAGUGGGGACAGACCCUAUCUCUGUAGGGAGUGUGGAAAUGGUUUCACCAGUAGUUCUGAGUUUAUUAUACACCAGAGAAUUCACACUGGAGAGAAACCUUAUGAGUGUAAUGAGUGUGGAAAAGCUUUUGUUGGUAAUUCACCACUUCUGCGACAUCAGAAAAUCCACACUGGAGAGAAACCAUAUGAGUGUAAUGAGUGUGGCAAAAGCUUUGGAAGGACUUCUCAUCUUAGUCAGCAUCAGCGUAUUCACACAGGGGAAAAGCCUUACUCUUGUAAAAUAUGUGGGCAAGCCUUCAAUUUCCAUACAAAACUAACUCAGCACCAGAGAGUCCACAGUGAGGUGAAACCUUUUGACUGUAUAUGUUGUGGAAAAGUGUUUAGUACUCAGGCUCAGUUGAAAAGGCAUCUAAGAAUCCAUAUUCAGGAGACCUCCUGUGAUGAGUGUGGAAAAGUCUUCACUAGCAAAAGAAAUCUGCUUCUUCAUCAAAGAGUCCAUACUAGAAAGAAACCCUGUGAAUAUGUCAAGUAUGAAAAAACCUUUAGGACAUCUUCCCAGCUAGAUUGUGUCCACCCUGGAGAGAAGCCUGUGCUGGAUGUUGGUUGUUUUGGGCUCCCAGAAUUUUUUACCCCCUUUUACUGGUAACAGUACACUAUAUUUCUUUUGCCUUCCAUCUUCCACUCGGGUAGAAUGUGUGACACAGGCCCAGCUUAGCUGCAGAUUCUUUCCCUCAAGCUAUAGCUGUUGGUUCAUAUGUCAGUAGAUGACCCAGGAUAGUCCAAUUAGAAUCCCAGACUGAGUUAAUAACCCUCCUAAUGUUGAGCGUGGCCCUGGCCACAGCAACCAGACAGCAGACUGUGGCCCUGUAAUCCUUUCACCUUCCAGUUGUUGCAAACUUGUGACAUUUGUACUUGUUAAGAGUCAAAGAUAUGUGAACAAUGUGGCCUCCUAAUGGAUGGUUUCACAGGCUUCUUGGUGUUUGGAGACCCAUGUGCACCCAUGUGGACUUUGGAAAGCCUGCCAGUUAUGAAUUCCAUGGUAUUGAAUAAUCCUUGAAACUCCCAGUUCUUCAUUGAGCAAGGAUUUCCUUACACCCUUAGCAUUUGGUGUCUGUUCUUUGUAGCACAGGGAGAAGAGGCUGGAGAAGUGAGCGGUUUGGGGGAGUGGUUGAUUAAUGUGGCCAGGGGUAGGCUUGAAUCCUGAGCUCCCACCUCCCAGGAACAAGACAGGUCUGUGGGCCUUGCAAGGGCACAAGGCCUGUUCUGAGCCAGUCUCUUGAGAUGCAAGAACCUGAUGUUCAAGGCUGGAGCCUGGAGUUUAUCACCAUCAUCAUCCUUGCUCUUCAGCAAAUGGAAGAACUUGCUGUGGCUGGAUAGCAAGAGCAUUUGACAGGUAGCUGUAGGCACCGACUCUUAAGUAAAUCCCUUUUUACCUUGUGCUUCAGAUUCUGUGCUGUGCAGUGGGAUCUGCUGCUUUCAUCAAGCCAGAAUCUGUCCACAUGUCCAAGUACAGCACCUCAGCUUUCCUUAAGGAGCUACAUCUCACGUGCUUGCAGUCCAGACAGUAUCAGAGGGCUGACCCCACACUCCACCCAUCUGGAAGAUGGUUAUAUGAUGCAUGUCUAGCCAGCUCCGUUUUCUGUCCUCUGAUUGCUAUGAUUGCUAUGAGGGCGAGAAUGUUAUCCAAGCCAGGCCAAAGGCAUUCCAAGUCAUGAGUUUUCAUGGAACCCUAGUGAAGGAGAAACCAUUCCCAGUAGAAUGGACUUUGAGCUCGUGUCAUCCUGGAGGUGCUGGGUGAGAGACUGCCUGAGUGGAGUCACUGCAAGGCACUCAGCAGGACUGACAGAGAGGGGCCAGGUCGCACACUAUGUGAGCCCUUGGAUCUGACACUUCUGAACCCACUCUUCAACUUGUCUCUUGUAAAGAUUGCUUUCUAUCAUCCAUAAUAUAAUAUUUAUUUCACUUGAGUGUGUCUAGGCCCUUGUAAUCAAAAAAGCCCUGACACAUCAGGAUCAUUGAUUGUUGAGGCUUCCUCUGGCAUGGUGUCUCUGAUGGGUGGGGCAUGUUUAGGGGAGGUGAAGACACUAGGUGCAGUCAGGUCUAAGGGGAGCUGCCAGACAACUCUUCCUAAUUUCUUGACGUCCCAGAACACUGAGAGGAGAACUAGCAGGGAGAAAGGGCCAGAGGAUGGUCAGUUGGUCUGUUUGUAUUUUCCAUAUUUUAGGGUUUAUUUUGUUUGUGUCUUUCACCUGUUGAAGUCUUUCAGCACAUCUGCCAGAAACUCAUGACAGCCUAUUUACUUAUUGGCUUCUUAUACUGUAUUUCAUGAAAAUCUAUCAACUUUUUUUUUUACCUCUACCCUGAAACAACUGGUGAUUCUUGAAGGACAAACAUUUCCAGAUUUCCAACAGAGUCAGUCAUGAUUGUCGCCAGGCCACUUUUAUCAGCCUCAUUGCCUUUUGUUUUUGAAAGUCCCUGUCUCUCUACCUCCAGAAUCUUUUUGUUAAAACGGGAAGGUAGCUAGAUAUGGCAACCUACUCUACUAUUUUGCCUGUGAAAUUCCAUGGACAGAGGAGCCUGUGUCCAUGGGGUCACAAAGAGGAGAACAUGACUGGGCAGCUAAACAACAAAAAAAGCUAGGUAUGAGCAGAGAAAGGGGAGCAUGGGUCAGAUGGCGGGAAGCUAUGCAUCUUGUGCAGAGCAGAGGGGGAUCCUUGGAACCUCCAUACUGGAAACCAUACAUUUGGAGAUAAGUGUCCUGGAGGCAGAACAAAGAAAUGUGGGGAAAUGCAGGAAUCUCUGGUGUCUGAAAGUAACCUUUUGCUCAUUAUGCUUUCAUUACAAUAAAAUAAGCCUUGCAGGUAAGUGUCCAUCCUGCACUGAUGCCAUGACAUUUCUGAGCAAUGCUAAAUAAGGACAAAAGUCCUUCUUCCCUCCAGGAAGAUGGUGCUGCGAUAAAAAUCAGAUAACUUGACCCCCAAACCCAGUGAAUAUUAUGUUCCACAUACCUGGCUUGCCAAAAAAACUCAGGGCAGCUAUUCACCUGAGCCUGUCUCCUCUUCCCACUGAGAGUGUACUUUAACUUAAAUAAAUUCUUGAUUUCUCUGUCUUA
Messenger RNA from Bubalus bubalis (water buffalo), 4583 nucleotides. It is a transcript of the gene ZNF19, whose product is annotated as zinc finger protein 19. NCBI's taxonomy places the organism in Eukaryota, Metazoa, Chordata, Mammalia, Artiodactyla, Bovidae. Gene Ontology annotation, molecular function: RNA polymerase II cis-regulatory region sequence-specific DNA binding; DNA-binding transcription factor activity, RNA polymerase II-specific. Gene Ontology annotation, biological process: regulation of transcription by RNA polymerase II. The record is from RefSeq and is a predicted model, not a curated record. The transcript has 8 exons. The coding region runs from base 756 to 2117 and encodes 453 amino acids.